UCAACCGUCUGUUAGCUGGCGUGUAGCGCCAGGGCACUGUGACGUAAUGUGAGGGGUCGCCCGGCAGGGCUGAGCUGGACCAAUGAGGAAAGGCAAGGGGUCGAUUUGCCUGUUCUCACGCCCCACCCUCAGACCUAGCCGGAGCAAAGUUUCGCUUAUAGAAGGGAGAGGAGCGAACAUGGCAGCGCGUUGGUGGGUUUGGUGUGUCUCUGUGACCAUGGCGGUGGCGCUACUCAUCGUUUACGACGUUCCCUCGGCCUCUGCCCAAAGAAAGAAGGAGAUGGUGUUAUCUGAAAAGGUUAGUCAGCUGAUGGAAUGGACUAACAAAAGACCUGUAAUAAGAAUGAAUGGAGACAAGUUCCGUCGCCUUGUGAAAGCCCCACCGAGAAAUUACUCCGUUAUUGUCAUGUUCACUGCUCUCCAACUUCAUAGACAGUGUGUCGUUUGCAAGCAAGCUGAUGAAGAAUUUCAGAUCCUGGCAAACUCCUGGCGAUACUCCAGUGCAUUCACCAACAGGAUAUUUUUUGCCAUGGUGGAUUUUGAUGAAGGCUCUGAUGUAUUUCAAAUGCUAAACAUGAAUUCAGCUCCAACUUUCAUCAACUUUCCGGCAAAAGGGAAACCCAAACGGGGUGAUACAUAUGAGUUACAGGUGCGGGGUUUUUCAGCUGAGCAGAUUGCCCGGUGGAUCGCCGACAGAACUGAUGUCAAUAUUAGAGUGAUUAGACCCCCAAAUUAUGCUGGUCCCCUUAUGUUGGGAUUGCUUUUGGCUGUUAUUGGUGGACUUGUGUAUCUUCGAAGAAGCAAUAUGGAAUUUCUCUUUAAUAAAACUGGAUGGGCUUUUGCAGCUUUGUGUUUUGUGCUUGCUAUGACAUCUGGUCAAAUGUGGAACCAUAUAAGAGGACCACCAUAUGCCCAUAAGAAUCCCCACACAGGACAUGUGAAUUAUAUCCAUGGAAGCAGUCAAGCCCAGUUUGUAGCUGAAACACACAUUGUUCUUCUGUUUAAUGGUGGAGUUACCUUAGGAAUGGUGCUUUUAUGUGAAGCUGCUACCUCUGACAUGGAUAUUGGAAAGCGAAAGAUAAUGUGUGUGGCUGGUAUUGGACUCGUUGUAUUAUUCUUCAGUUGGAUGCUCUCUAUUUUUAGAUCUAAAUAUCAUGGCUACCCAUACAGCUUUCUGAUGAGUUAAAAAGGUCCCAGAGAUAUGUUGACACUGGAGUACUGGAAAUUGAAAAAUGAAAACUGUGUGUGUUUGAAAAGAAGAAUGCAACUUGUGUAUUUUGUAUUACCUCUUUUUUUCAAGUGAUUUAAAUAGUUAAUCAUUUAACCAAAGAAGAUGUGUAGUGCCUUAACAAACAAUUCUCUGUCAAAAUCAUUAGGUAUUUGAAAAUGAUUAUCCUCUUAACCUUCUCUUCCCAGUGAACUUUAUGGAACAUUUAAUUUAGUAGAAUUAAGUAUAUUAUAAAAACUGUAAAACUACUACUUUGUUUUAGUUAGCACAAAGCUCAAAACUACUUCAGUUAACUUGGUCAUCUGAUUUUAUAUUGCCUUAUCCAAAGAUGGGGAAAGUAAGUCCUGACCAGGUGUUCCCACAUAUGCCUGUUACAGGUAACUACAUCAGGAAUUCAUUCUUAGCUUUUCCAUCUUUGCGUGGAUGUGUAUACUUUACGCAUCUUUCCUUUUGGGUAGAGAAAUUAUAUGUGCCAUGUGGUCUUCUGAAAAUGGAACACCAUUCUUUAGAGCACACGUCUAGCCCUCGAAAAGACAGUCAUUUCUCCUCCUCCUUGCCUAUUUCCUACUGAAAUACAGUGCUGUGAUUUUUUGUUUUGUUUUGUUUUGUUGUUUUUUUGAGACAGGGUCUCGCUGUGUCACACAGGUUGAAGUGCAGUGGCGUGAGCUCGGCUGACUGCAAACUCUGCCUCCCAGGUUUAAGCGAUUCUCCUGCCUCAGCUUCCCAAGUAGCUGGGAUUUACAGGUGUGCACCACCAUGUCAGGCUAAUUUUUGGAUUUUUAGUAGAGACAGGGUUUCGCCAAGUUGUUCGGGCUGGUUUUGAACUCCUGGGCUCAAGUGAUCUGCCCACCUCAGUCUCCCAAAGUGCGAGGAUGACAUGUGUGAGCUACCACACCAACAAUGUCUAUACUUCUCGAUAGCUGUGAACAUGAAAAAGGACAUCUAUUGGGAGGCCAAGGCAGGUGGAUUGCUUGAGGCCAAGAGUUAGAGACCAGCCUGGCCAACAAGGCAAAACCCCGUCUCUACUAAAAAUAUGAAAAUUAGCUGGGCUUGGUGGCUCAUGCCUGUAAUCCUAGCUACUUGGGAGGCUGAGGCACGAGACUUGCUUAAACCUGGGAGGCGGAGAUUGCAGUGAGCCAAAAUCAUGCUACUGCACUCCAGCCUGAGUGACAGAGUGAGAUUCUGUCUCAAAAAAAAAAAAAGUAUCUCUAAAUACAGGAUUAUGAUUUCUGCUUGAGUAUGGUGUUAACUACCUUGUAUUUAGAAAGAUUUCAGAUUCAUCCCAUCUCCUUAGUUUUCUUUUAAGGUGACCCAUCUGUGAUAAAAAUAUAACUUAGUGCUAAAAUCGGUGUGACUUAUACAUGGUCUAAAAUGUUUCUGCAAAUUAGAGUUUGUCACUUAUUCCAUUUGUACCUAAGAGAAAAAUAGGCUCAGUUAGAAAAGGACUCCCUGGCCGGGUGUGGUGGCUUACGCCUGUAAUCUCAGCACUUUGGGAGGCUGAGGCAGGCGGAUCAUGAGGUCAGAAGUUCGAGACUAUCCUGGCCAACAUGGUGAGACCCCAUCUCUACUAAAAGUACAAAAAUUAGCUGGGUGUGGUGGUGGGCACCUGUAAUCCCAGCUACAUGGGAGGCUGAGGCACGAGAAUCACUUGAACUCAGGAGAUGGAAGUUGCAGUGAGCCAAGAUCACACCACUGCACUCCAGCCUGGCAAUAGAGCGAAACUCCAUCUCAAAAAAAAAGAAAGAAAAGGACUCCCUUAGAAUGGGAAAGGAAAAUCAUAAAAUACUGAGAUGUUGCCUGUAUAUAGAAAUUAAGCGUUUCUCGAAAGCUGUUCUGUGUUUUGCUGUUAUUUUGUCUUUAUUCUCUUCCUUUAGGUGGAGAAACAAAGUACAAAUUUGAAGGGAUUUUUUUUAAAUUUUGUCUUUUUUUUUUUUUGUCGGUGGAAGUAACCAUAUGUGCUAACCAAAUUUCUGUGAAGAAUGUUUUCAUGGUUAUCAUUAUAUCUAACUAUAACCUCCCCAUAGUUGUGAAGAGUAACCUGAAAUGCCACUGUUGUGGAAAUAGGAUAAUUGUAAUUGUGAAAAAAUAAUUUUAAGGAAAUCUUACAAGUAUUACAUUAAAAAGAUACUAUGACUGCCACCUGCUAUUUACCUUCUAAUAACCCUGCCAUGUGGUUUGCAGAAAGAGAUGGAUAUAGUAGCCUUAGAAGAAAUAUUUUAUGUGGGUUUUUUUGUUUUUCCUUACUAGAUUUCAUGGAUGAGGGGAUAUGGUUGACCUUUUACUCUUUAAUGGAGCAGCCACUUUUUGUUAAUUACUCACCUGUAAAUUGUGAGAUUCUGAAUUCCUUACCUGCUAUUCUUGUACUUGUCUCAGGCCAAAUCUAUGCUAUGGUUCUUAUGAGACUUGUAUGAAGAUGCCCUGAUUUGUACAGAUUCACCACAGGAAUACUACUGCCAUGUAAUCUGUAUAGUUCCAGAUAAUUUGACAUGAACAUUGACAGAAUGACAGUUUUUUGUAUUUGCUUUUUCUCCCUUUAAGAGCACAUUCUUCUGUAAGGAGAAAGGCAGCAUUCUGGCUAAAAUGUGUGGAAAGCUAAUUUACUACACUUAUAAAAUAGUGUUACUUUUGUGAAAAUUUUGAAUUAGCUUUCAUAUGAAGUGCCUUAAGUAGACUCUUCAUUUACUUUUCUAGUAAUGGUUUAAAUAUCAUUUGUUAUGCAUUUUUAAGAUACAAUUCAGAAAGACACAUUGUAGUGGCAAAGAUAACCAAAUGUCUGGCUGUUUGCUUUUUGACCAUAUCAAUAAACUUUUACAAUCUAAAUUCUGAGUUUUUGAUUACCAUCUAAAGAGGAAUGAGUUUUAAACACUAAACUAGAAUUGCAAAAUUAGGAUAUUCCAUUUUGAAGUUAUAGUUAAAUUCAUUUAAAUUUCAUAUUGUCCUAAGGACAGUUUGAUGGGACAGUUUCUUUAAGUAUUUCUGGAUUGGGAUAUAUUCUUCUAGGAAUCCAUACAUGGUCCCUCAUUCUUAAUGUUACCCAUUAGGUGAGUCAAAACAACCAACAUGAGUAGAUAAAUGACUGUUUGCAACAAUUGAUCUACCUUUCGUCCCAGACAGUGAACAUUCCUUGACUAGGUAAUUUCCUUUUGGUAAUAAAAACUUGAUUUGAAAAUUACCCUGGCAGAUUAUCAAGUUAUAUGAAACUAGACAGCAGCUCAUUUGCAAACAUGGAGUAGAAACACUGCACAGGGAGUAAAGAGAUCUGACUUUUAGCCCUUGCUCUGUUUCUGUCUAACUAUAUGACCAUAGGUGUCACCUGAACCUCUCUGAACAAAUUUCUUUAUACUAAGUAGAGUGUAUUAGACUAAAUUACCUUAGUAGUCUUUCCUGCUGUAUUGUUCUAUUAUGCAAAAUAUUAAAGAUGUACUUAAAUUUGA
Molecule: messenger RNA, 4662 nt
Organism: Cercocebus atys (sooty mangabey)
Lineage: Eukaryota; Metazoa; Chordata; Mammalia; Primates; Cercopithecidae
Gene: MAGT1
Product: magnesium transporter 1
Exons: 10
Coding region: 83-1186 (367 amino acids)
Cellular component (GO): oligosaccharyltransferase complex
Source: RefSeq, a predicted model, not a curated record